AUGGCACUCAACUGGGUCAUGCUCGACCAGGAGGGUCGCAAACCUCUGCCACUGCCGCAGGAAGAGGUGCUUUGCCACGUCCGCAAGGUUUCGCUACAGCUCGAGUACGCACCUCGGCACCUCACCUACAAAGCGGAAGGAGAUGCUCUGAUCUCUUCUCAUCGUUUUGUCUUCAUUCGACAACCCCAACUCCCCGCUGCGGAUGCUGCUGCGGCAGAGACGGCGCUCAAGUCGCUCUCGGUGCCACUCGAUCAUUUCCAGUCGAGCAAAUAUGUGAUUCCCAUCUUCACUGCACCUUACCUUCAGGCCGACGUCUACUCGGUCGCGCAAGGUGGAUUACCGGAACGCCAGCCCGGCGAAGAAUCGCACCCUGUGGGCAAGCUCAAGCUGUGGUUCAUGGAGUCCGGUGGCUUGGCUUUUCGUGACGCGGUUGACAAAGCCAAAGCCAAGUGGCAGCAGCGACGCCAGGACGAGCAGGACGAGAAUGCUUUGCCGGCAUACGAGCCACAAGCACCUUGA
Sporisorium graminicola is the source of this 519-nucleotide messenger RNA. RefSeq lists its product as uncharacterized. The transcript is spliced from 4 exons. Gene Ontology annotation, biological process: positive regulation of DNA-templated transcription. The coding region runs from base 1 to 519 and encodes 172 amino acids. The record is from RefSeq and is a predicted model, not a curated record. Lineage: Eukaryota; Fungi; Basidiomycota; Ustilaginomycetes; Ustilaginales; Ustilaginaceae. Gene Ontology annotation, molecular function: chromatin DNA binding; transcription coactivator activity. Gene Ontology annotation, cellular component: nucleus.